Messenger RNA from Oreochromis niloticus (Nile tilapia), 1522 nucleotides. RefSeq lists its product as uncharacterized. The record is from RefSeq and is a predicted model, not a curated record. The transcript has 2 exons. NCBI's taxonomy places the organism in Eukaryota, Metazoa, Chordata, Actinopteri, Cichliformes, Cichlidae. Gene Ontology annotation, biological process: regulation of toll-like receptor signaling pathway. Bases 283 to 1236 code for a protein of 317 amino acids.
UUUGCCAGGUACAAAGGGUUUAAAAAAUCAGGGAAAAUACCAGCUAAAUCCAAUGAAAACAACAUAUUAGUUGUUAAGAUUACAAGCUGAAAUGUAUUCAUGAUGAGAGCAGAAAUUUACAGAAUUGGGAUCAAGGCGAAAAGGGAUAGUCCCACUUCCUUUUUGGGUGGUAUAAAACAACAGCCACGUUCAGACCCAAAAACAGACUUUUAAGAGCACCGCUUUAGGACGUUUGGUGCCAAAAUACAGGUUUUAAGCUUUUCUGUGACUCAGAUCUGAGCCAUGCUUUGUGAAGGCAGAUUGUUGAUCAUGACCUACUGUGAAUUCGAAGAUCUGGAUUCCCUUCCUUCUAAGCCAGCUUUCCAGAAUGCUUAUGGGUCACAGAAAACAGCUGCUGCCCUCAUACCAGGUUCCACCAGACAUGCUCCCCUUGUUCACCACAAUUCCCCGGAGCAGAUGGCUACAGACAACCGAAGGGCUUCAGCUGAGUUGUACAUUUCUCCUUUGCAGUCCUUAGAUCUCCAGAGAGCUCAUCUAGGCAGGCAGAUCUCUCGAGAGAUAGAGAUCCCAGCCCAAGCUCACUCAGGUGGCGAUACCCCUUUCUUGGUUCCCUCCUUCUGUCAGAGCAUUUGCAAAAACUACAGUGACCUUCAUAUUGCAGGUGACCAGGUGCUACCUCUCUCAGCUAAUAACUGCGAGCUGAGGGUUUGUGCCGAUGUCCCGGAUGUCGGUCCCUUUAUCCAGUCUUGUGAUGUGCCCCCAGCUGUGGAAGAUUCCCUCCAAGGACACGAAGCUCGGGAUGGGAGGCUGUUUCCACUGAGGGGAGGUUCGAAUCGGUGGAGACUGGGGAGCGGCCGUGAUCGGAGCUUUUUCCUCCAGGGGCAUGAAGGUCCGUUUUCCAACUCCCUUCUGAAUCACUACUUGGAGCAAAAGCUCCUGGAUCUGUAUCAGCAAUACAUGAUGGAGAAUAUGGCAAGAGAAGGAGCCCCUGGUUCAGACUCUGACACAAGUGCCAUUUGCCCUUUGCUGGGCUCAGAGCUGGUCCUCACCAGCCUGGACCAAAUCACUUUGCAGCUCAGCCGGGAGGGCAACAUGGAGGCCGGCUUGGCCAAGGACAUGGUCCUGAGCUGCUUCCUGCGAGUCGCUGGUGAUAUGCAGUCAAGUGAGAUCAGCACUCCCUUUCUGCAGAUUUCUAAUGAGGCGUCCAGGGAGCAACUCACAGAGAGUAAUGAGUGACCCCACUGUCAAGGAACUCCUUCAUUCAAUACUGCCUUUCAUUUCAGUGCAACACUGAAAAAAAACCCCAGGACUGGACUGAUAACCACAUUUUUAUUUUAUUAGCUCUUGAGAAGAUUUUAAAUGAGAGUUCUACGUGGGAUUAUACAGUAAUUACCUGGAAAAUGUGCCAUAUUUAUGCAUCCUAAAUUGAAUUUGCAGUGAUGACAUGGGGAUCUGUGUUUACCUGUCUUUAGUGCAGCUUUAACUUUCUAAAGAAAAUAAAAACAGGAACUGAAAACUGAAA